Molecule: messenger RNA, 1110 nt
Organism: Neopsephotus bourkii (Bourke's parrot)
Lineage: Eukaryota; Metazoa; Chordata; Aves; Psittaciformes; Psittacidae
Gene: TMIE
Product: transmembrane inner ear
Exons: 4
Coding region: 354-1055 (233 amino acids)
Source: RefSeq, a predicted model, not a curated record
UUAAAGUGCCAUGUCAGGUUCUUAAUGAGUGGAUUGCCUUCCUCUGGGGGAGUGGUGAGAGCUCUGAGCACACGACUUUGUUCCCUGCAUCCCACCCCCCCACCCCCCUUCACAAAGCCCAGCUUGAGGAGCAGCAGAACGCUGUGUAAGUGACACCGGUCUAAUUAAUUAAUGACUCCUCGGCGUCAGCUCUGUGGCUGCUGGGUUCGAAAGGAAGGCAAUAAAGAAUGGCCAGGACUGCACGCGACUGCUUCUGGUAAAUGCUGAAUGCUGCUGAGAGCUGGCUGGGUUGUUCAUAACCUCCCCUGCUUUGGGCUACAGCACAGAAGUCGGAGAUACACUGGGAAGAGAAGAUGGCGUGGGAUCCACCCUUGCAGCAUCCUUUCUUCUGGUUGAGAUGUUCCUCCCUCUUCUUGUCCUGCUCGAGAGCUGCCAUGGCACAGCUGAUUGAGGCGACCACUGAACCCCCAAAAAAGAAACCGGACCCUGUCACUUCGGAGACGGUGGUGAUCUGGGGGCUGCGGCUCUGGCAGGUGGUUGGUAUCUUUGCCAUCUUUGUCCUGGCAGUCAUUAUCACGCUGUGCUGUAUCUUCAAGUGCCGAAUUCCCCGGACAAGAAAAGAAAUUGAGGCACGAUAUGCUCAACGGCAAGCAGCCAAGACAUACGCUGACAAACUGGACACUGUGCCACCACUCAACGAGCUGACAGAGAUCCCUGGAGCUCAGGCUGCAGAAGAAAAAAAUGAAGAAGUUCCCACUGUAUCUGGAAAAGUGGACAAAGCUCAGGGUAAAAAAGAUGGAUCCAAAGACUCCAAGAAGAAAGAUGGUGAAAAGGACCAGAAAGAAGGAUCCAAGAAAGAAGGAAAGGAUGGAGCCAAAAAGAAAGAAGGAGAAAAGGGAGAAAAGGGAGAAAAGGGAGAAAAGGGAGAAAAAGAUGAUACUGACAAGAAACAAGGUGGUGGGAAGAAAGGUGAAAAAGGUGAAGCAGUAAAAUCAGGAGGAGACACCAAAACUAAUGGCAAGGCCGGUGGAAAUGCUAAAGCAAAGAAGAAGUGACCCUGCUAAAAGACAGUGCUGGUAGUCUUUCAGGGAGGGCACUGUCAAAUUGCUG